Molecule: messenger RNA, 1542 nt
Organism: Kuraishia capsulata CBS 1993
Lineage: Eukaryota; Fungi; Ascomycota; Pichiomycetes; Pichiales; Pichiaceae
Exons: 1
Coding region: 1-1542 (513 amino acids)
Biological process (GO): transmembrane transport
Cellular component (GO): membrane
Molecular function (GO): transmembrane transporter activity
Source: RefSeq, a predicted model, not a curated record
AUGCUGAUAACCAAUGCAAUAUCUCACAAGGUGUACCUUCAGGGGGGCACCCGAAUGCUAGAUGCAACUGCCUUUGCUAUCGCAUCUCUAUCCUGUCUUUCGCUUGGAAUUGUGGUAUUGUUUGCGCUAUUUACAUACCCAUUACAGUACGAUCUCGCAUAUUCACAGAUCGAGAUUAACAGGAUUAUUAUAGCCCAGACGCUGGGUGCGAACGGAUUUUCUCCCGUGAUGGGUUUGUUAGCGGAUACUCACGGUCCUCACGUGUUGGGUCUGGUAUCGCUUUGUUCGUAUGUUGUUGGUUUCUUGACGAUCAUCCAUUCUUAUGCCGCUCACUCAACUUAUCUGACGAUGGUAAUGGGCUUUUUCUUUGUUGGAAUUGCCAAUGGGUGUUUGCUGUGUUGUUGCACGGUCACGUGUGCCAAGUCGUUUGCCAAAUACUCCACUACGUUCGCUCUCAGUGUGCCCAACGUGAUGGUGGGUCUGAGCGCGGUGCUGGAGGUCCACAUCGUGAAAAACGUGAUCCUGAAGACCUCCAAUGACUUUGCACCGGUUUUCAAAUUUUUCCUCGCGGUUAUGUGUGGUGCUUCAGUGUUGGCGUUCAUAGGUGCUUCCGUGGCUAACGAUGCAGACCGAAUUGAUGAAGAUGGAUAUAAUCUUGGUGACGACGAGCUAUCGCCCCUCAUGUCUUCACCAUUUAUGACCCCAUCGCACUCGGUAGUGAUGUCUUCUCCCCUGCUCGCUGCGGGAGCCGCCGCGGUGGUUUCGCCCGAUAUCUUUAGACACAUAGACGAUGGUCUACUGGCAUCGCCUUCUCUGGAUGCCCUCACACUUUCGGGAUUCGAGCCCAGGUCAUAUGCUCAAAAGGCGCGCCAAUUCUUCACAGAUCCGCUUCUUUACCCUCUGAUUGCUUUUUUUUUGGCAUCAGUUGGGUCCUCGGAGUUGUUUCUUUCCAACAUGGCUUCCAUAACCGCGUCUUUGGGAGAGCCAGUGGAGGAGUUCGACAGACUGCUUUCCAUCCAUUCAAUGGCCUCCACCGCUGCUAGAAUAAUUAUCAUGCUGACCACAGAUUACAUCUCGGCAUCGCCUGCCUCUGAAACCUCCUUGGUGCGACCCAUAUCGCGCGUCACCAUCAUCUCUGCACUCACCCUGGUAGCAGCUUGCGGCCAUCUAUUUUUGUCUUCCUCGGAGCACGCCGCCCAGCAUGCGCUCUCCAUUGUGGUGUCCAAUGGAAUACUCAACGGAGUGGUAUUCACACUCUAUCCAGCCCUCGUGGUGUAUAUCUGGGGGGUUGAAAUGUUGGGGCUGACGUGGGGGGUGUUCAGCACCAUGCCUGUACUUGGGUCCCUUUUCUAUAAUACCAUUUACGGCUACGAUUUCGAGGCCCAGUGUGUGGCCAAGGACUCGUUCGGAUUCGGAAAUGAUGGAAUGGUGAUAUGUUCGACGCUCACCUUCUUUGUGACUGGAGUCACACUGCUCGUUGCAGGAACUGGGUUGUCUGUGCUGAAAAACAAAUAUCUGGCUAAGAGCAUUGAGUUCUUUUGA